CACGAAGCGCCGCAAGGCAUCAAACGACGAGCGACAUCAAGCAGCGACGACGAAGGUGCCGGAAAGAGCAGUGAUCGGCCGUCACGCAAGAAGCAGUCGCCGGCCAUCCGCGCCACCAUCCCCAUUCCCAAGAAAGGGUCUCGGUCGAAAUCGGCGAGCUCCACUCCGCUACUACGAUCUACCCGGACUCGGAAGGAGAGCAUCUCGAUGCCAGGAGACACACCCUCGCCGGUCGAUCUGUCAAUGCCGCCUCCCGCUCCGCCAGAUUCGAUCGCGUUCGUGCAACAGCAGGCGUCAACGUCCACACAAUCGUCGCCAGCGUUGAGGCCACAGCUGACACCGGUCACGCCAGCGAGCAUCAUGAACCUCGGUCGAUUGGGCGUCGCGAGCAAUCUGGGCGGCAAGUCGAAGAAGUCACCUGUCACGGCGUCAUCACCCAAGAAUGCGCUGCCCGGGACAUCGACAUUGGGGGGUCCGGUCUCACGGCAAAUGACAGGAAUGCCUCCGCGCAAAACGUCGCACAAAGCGGCCGAACAAAAACGAAGGGACUCAUUGAAGACGACGUUUGACGAGCUGCGGACACUGCUGCCGCCCAUCGCGCUUCCGUCGGAUGUCGCUGACGAACCGGUGCUACCCGGUGCACUCCCACCACGAGGCCCGCCAAAAGCCGGAGCAGAGGGUCCAAAUAAAGGCGUGAGCAAACUGCAGCUGCUGAUCUGUGGGAACGACUAUAUUCGCACGCUGAGCGGUCGCGUGCAACGGCGCGACGACGAGAUUGCGAGUCUGCGACGAGAGGUCGGCUAUCUCCGAGGCGUUACACGCGGCGAGUUUGUGUCGAAUGGCGAGGUGGAGGAAAAUGAUCUGGAGCAUGACCUCGAUGCCUGCGAAUACGGAAUCAUGCUGGGUCGGAUGUCCAACACAGUGAUCGAGGAGGACGACGAAGACGAGGAGUGA
Molecule: messenger RNA, 954 nt
Organism: Mycena citricolor
Lineage: Eukaryota; Fungi; Basidiomycota; Agaricomycetes; Agaricales; Mycenaceae
Source: the annotation of a GenBank genome assembly